AUGGCAGGCCUAGUACAAAAAAUCACAUCAAAUAGUGAGAUGAUAGCCAUUGCAGUGAUUGUAGCAUUUCCUGUGAUGUCCAUACUAAAUACAUAUGCAGGUGCAAUCAAGUCAUUGUGGUCGCUUUUGUUUGCCUUUUGCAGCUCUAAAUAUAGCAAGGCAAGAAAACAAGAAGACAAAUGCGUGGACACGGUCUGCGUAAUUUGUCUUGGCGACGUUUCUUUAGGCGAGCCACGGCGAUUUCUUCCUAUAUGUGGACAUGGAUUUCAUACUAAAUGCAUUGAGCCUUGGCUAAAGAUGAAUUCCAUUUGCCCUCUUUGCAGAAAUCCUGUGCCUACUACCAUUUCUGUGUGCUGUACCAGCAAUCGCUUUGUUUCGUCUUUGAUAUCUGCUCUGGAUAACAUCUGGACUUGGUUUCUAGAUCCGCUUAGCUCUGGGGUCAUAGCUUCUCUUUCCAAUGAGGAAUGCGAUUUUCUUUGA
This is a messenger RNA of Nicotiana tabacum (common tobacco), 480 nucleotides long. NCBI's taxonomy places the organism in Eukaryota, Viridiplantae, Streptophyta, Magnoliopsida, Solanales, Solanaceae. The record is from RefSeq and is a predicted model, not a curated record.